CGAGGACCAUACUUAUAUUGGUAACUGAACGUUAACCUUGGGAUUAACUUUUUGCUGUUUCAUUUGUGUUCUUUGGUUGGAGUUGGAAGUUGGAAUGAGUGAAAGUGGGAGUGCAAGUAGUUUGGUAGCAGAGACUGUGUGGAAGGAAAUCGAGUCUACACGCACAGUUGAACUUUGGAAUACAGUGAGCGAUGACCAACUUUGGACAUUGCAUUUUAUAUUUGGGAAGAACAUGGAGGGAGCCGCAAGAAUCGUGGAUCAAAGAGGCGUUAGCAGGAUAUCUGGGAAUCCAAGUGGGAGGUUCGUCUUUCAGGUUACAGGGGAAUCCCCAAGGAAGAAAGAUCACUAUCUCUGUUUUCCUCAUCAUUUCUGCGCCUGCUAUUCUUUCUUCUACGAUGUUCUCAACAGACGCCAACAACUCUCUUGUAAGCAUCAAAUAGCUGCAAGACUUGCUGCGUCAUUGGGAGUUUAUGUCGAAUUGAAUGUCUCCGAUGAGGAGCUCGCUCUCUUGCUUUCCAAAAUAUAGAUACAUCAUACAUACAUAUAUACAUAGCCCUUGCUUUCUUUAUUUUUAGGGUAAGAAAAUUUAUUGUGGGGCAAGCAAGGAACAUCUCAUUUUUAGAUUAGUUAAAUUGUCAAGAUGUAUGUGUGCCUCAUGGACAAGAGUUUUGUUUUGAUCUAAGUAUCUAUCUCAUUAUUUCAAUA
Molecule: messenger RNA, 705 nt
Organism: Arachis duranensis
Lineage: Eukaryota; Viridiplantae; Streptophyta; Magnoliopsida; Fabales; Fabaceae
Exons: 4
Coding region: 95-526 (143 amino acids)
Biological process (GO): double-strand break repair via homologous recombination
Cellular component (GO): Shu complex
Molecular function (GO): zinc ion binding
Source: RefSeq, a predicted model, not a curated record